This is a messenger RNA of Schistocerca piceifrons (Central American locust), 728 nucleotides long. RefSeq lists its product as uncharacterized. NCBI's taxonomy places the organism in Eukaryota, Metazoa, Arthropoda, Insecta, Orthoptera, Acrididae. The transcript has 4 exons. Bases 147 to 467 code for a protein of 106 amino acids. The record is from RefSeq and is a predicted model, not a curated record.
AGUUCUUCAUGAUAGUAGUAUAGGAAGACCUUUGCUUGAAUUAAUUUUGAAGUUUCGAAGCGCGAAUGUCAAAUUGUGUUGACUGCUGUAAAAAAGUUGGGUUAUGUUAAGUAUUCAGUUAGCAGUAGACUUUCUCCCGCAUUUCGAUGGAGACUCCAGUUUUAACAAAAAAUCAACAGAAGCGCACAUUAGCAGGAAAGAAGAAACCACGUGAGAAGUGCCUCCGUAAUGUGUUGAUGAAACCCAAGAUAUUUACGAAUUUGGUGGCCGAUGAAGCUGUUGCUGAAAACAUUUUCAAAACCCUGGAAAGCACAAUUAAUGAAAGUGAAGAACAAAUAAUAUCUGAUGUCAAAACCAGUAAAUGUGAUAAUCCCAAGAGAAAAACAGAAAAAAAUAAAAGGCAAAGAGUGCUCAAAGAGAAAGGACUGAGACGAAGCACUACGUGCACCUUCACGCGGCAACAAUAGAACCGAGUAAACUGUUUCGGACUAACUACAGCAGUCGUGGACUGGGUGGAGUCGGAUGAGCACACGGUCAGCAGCUGCUGCAUGAGCCGGUGUAGACAAGGCCGCACGUACGAGUAUAACAUCUUAUUUCCAUGCCGAUUAUGUCAAUGCUGAUGUACUGCGACUCUGUGAACAAUGCAUAGUAGAAUGUGUAAAUACGUAGUUAUUUUAUCAAGUGAUUUAUGUGAAGCUUUCUGUUAACUGUGAACUGUAUUACGUGUU